CCCAACUCCUCCCCCUGAUGUCAGAGACGCCUCCAGCCUCGGUCCAGUGCUAGCCAAGCCUGGUAGCUGCGGGCUGUUUUUGUGUCGUGUCCUGCUUCCUCCAUGGCGCUGUUGGGCAGGGUUUUCUUGGCUCAGGGUCACUGUCCUCGGCGGUUUUUCAGUUAUGGAACAAAAAUAUUAUAUCAAAACAGUAAUACUUUCCAGUCUAAAUUCUUUCCAUCUGUUCAAAAAGUGAUGCUACCACCUAACAGUUUUCAGGGAAAAGUGGCUUUCAUUACUGGGGGAGGCACUGGCCUUGGAAGAGGAAUGACCAGUCUCCUGUCCAGCCUCGGUGCACAUUGUGUGAUAGCCAGCCGAAAGUUUGAUGUUUUGAAAGCCACUGCAGAACAAAUUUCUUCUCAAACUGGAAAUAAGGUUCAUGCAAUUCAGUGUGAUGUGCGGGAUCCUGACAUGGUACAAAACAUGGUGUCAGAGUUGAUCAGACUUGCAGGCCACCCUGACAUUGUGAUAAACAAUGCAGCAGGCAAUUUUAUUUCUCCCACCGAAAGACUGUCCCCUAAUGCAUGGAAAACCAUCACUGACAUUGUUCUGAAUGGCACAGCCUUCGUGACCCUGGAAAUUGGGAAGCAACUAAUUAAAGCACAGAAGGGAGCAGCAUUUCUUGCUAUCACCACCAUCUAUGCUGGGACUGGGUCAGGCUUUGUGGUGCCCAGUGCUUCAGCCAAAGCCGGAGUGGAAGCUCUUAACAAGUCUUUGGCUGCUGAAUGGGGUAAAUAUGGAAUGCGAUUCAAUGUGAUUCAACCAGGGCCCAUAAAAACCAAAGGUGCCUUUAGCCGCCUGGACCCCACUGGAGCAUUUGAGAAAGAAAUGGUCGACAGAAUCCCCUGUGGUCGGCUGGGGACUGUGGAAGAAUUUGCCAAUCUUGCUGCUUUUCUGUGUAGCGAUUAUGCUUCUUGGAUUAACGGGGCUAUUAUUAGAUUUGAUGGUGGAGAGGAAGUAUUCAUUUCAGGAGAAUUCAAUAGCCUGAGGAAGGUCACCAAGGACCAGUGGGACACCAUAGAAGGACUAAUCAGGAAGACAAAAGGCUCCUAAGACACCCUGGCCUUCAUUUUUAGUUGCCAUGGAAAUGAUAUAAACUGCCUAUAAUCUUUUGAAUAUUUUCAAGUCUAAUAAAUAGUUAACCGACA
Artibeus jamaicensis (Jamaican fruit-eating bat) is the source of this 1187-nucleotide messenger RNA. RefSeq names its product 2,4-dienoyl-CoA reductase 1 (gene DECR1). Gene Ontology annotation, cellular component: mitochondrion. Lineage: Eukaryota; Metazoa; Chordata; Mammalia; Chiroptera; Phyllostomidae. The record is from RefSeq and is a predicted model, not a curated record. Gene Ontology annotation, biological process: fatty acid beta-oxidation. Gene Ontology annotation, molecular function: 2,4-dienoyl-CoA reductase (NADPH) activity. The transcript has 10 exons. Bases 103 to 1092 code for a protein of 329 amino acids.